UCGCUCAGCGUCUGGGCGUCUGUGCGCGGCGAGGACUGGCGCGGCGGCCUAGGCUGGGUCCUGGCGCUCCGGUGGCGCCGGUUCCGCCAUACCUCUCUCCACGACCUCAGUCGAGCAUGUUCUCCAGGGCUCAGGUGAGGCGGAUUCUGCAACGGGUGCCCGGGAAGCAGCAAUUCGGCAUCUACAGGUUCCUGCCCUUCUUUUUUGUCCUGGGAGGAUUGAUGGAGUGGAUCAUGAUUAAAGUGCGCGUGGGCCAGGAGACCUUCUAUGAUGUCUACCGUAGAAAAGCCUCAGAAAGACAAUAUCAGAGAAGGCUGGAAGAUGAAUGAGAGACUGAGCUUCAGCAGUCAAUAAAAAUUCACAUUAAAUCACGGACACAUUCUCCAUUACAAGAUCAUUUAAACCAGGAUAAUUAUGCAGAUUACAUCUCUGCCAGCUACCAGAUUAUAAUCUUUUUUUCUAGGAGAGUAGAAAUUCCUGACUGACUACACAUUACUCAUGCUAAUAUUGUUGUAAACAGAAAUAAGCCCCUCCCUUGCCUGGCUCCACUAACAUACAAGGGCUGGACCUCCAUGAGGACUAUGGGCAACAGGCUUCACACCUCUCUGUGAUGAAGAUGCUGUUCUUUCAUCCAGCCACUAAUGAUAAAGACAAUUGCUCCUUCCAUAAGAAAGUGAAGCUACACAGUGUAAAGCAACCACAGACUUGAGCUAAAUCAGAGGCUCAGUCUAUUGAGAAAUUUGGCAGUUUGACUCAGUGUAAGUUUGGGUCUGCCUUGUAAAAAAAAAAAAAAAAAAACCAAAGAUGUCUUCCCAUGGUUGGAUAAUCAUAUCCAACAUUGUUUCAAACAAAAUAUCUACAUACUGUAGAAGACUAAGUUUCAAAAUAGUUUCGUGGCUCAUGCCUGUAAUCCUAACAUUCUGGGAGGCUGAGGUGGGAGGAUUACUUGAGCUCAGGAGUGCAAGA
This is a messenger RNA of Lemur catta (Ring-tailed lemur), 966 nucleotides long. RefSeq names its product small integral membrane protein 4 (gene SMIM4). The transcript has 3 exons. Bases 117 to 329 code for a protein of 70 amino acids. The record is from RefSeq and is a predicted model, not a curated record. Lineage: Eukaryota; Metazoa; Chordata; Mammalia; Primates; Lemuridae.